AUGAAUUUUGAAAAGUUUUGUAAUAAAAGGGAUAAUGGUAUUAUCAAUAAUAAUGGUCAUAAAAAAUCAAAAUCUUUAGCAAGUAUGGUAUUCGGUGAAGAUAUAAUUGAUGAUACACCAGAAUCUCACGCAACAUUGUCAAAAGCUAUUGAAUUAAAGAUCGAACAAGAACGAACUAAACAACAUUAUUAUCGUUUAGAAAAUACAAAUAAAACUAUUGAAUUAUUACAAUUAACUUCAAAAUUAGGAGUAUCUGUUGCUGAAAUUUCUGCAUUAUUAUCGCCAGUUGCAACACAGAGCCAAAUAAAUGAAAAUAUUCCAAAUAAUAAUGAUAAACCUCAACAAUAUAAGUUCCCUGCUGUAAACCAAGAACGUUUAACGGUACCGCCAAAAAGUAUGCAUAGACGAAUGAAUUCCCCUGCAAGAAUUGGAGCUAAUGCAAUUGCUUCUUUAGCUGUAGAUAACAAAACUUCGGAAAGUACAACUAUAAAAGAGGAAGAAACUUCACAGUUUAGAGAAGAUGAUGACAAUAGUAAUCAAGCCAUUUCACCAUUAAGUAAAAAAUUACCAACAUUUCAUAAUUAUACUACUACAGAUAGACAUCUAAGACAUACAAGAAAUAUGUCAUUACCUUCAAUGAAUAAAUUUGUUAAUAAUAGUAAUAGUAAUAACAAUAUUAUUAACACUGAUAAUAGUUCAGCAAUAAAUACAACUAAUUCACAAAAUAUACCUGAAACUAUGACUUCAAUUUUAAGUUUUAACAAUACAAGGAAUGACCCUUUAUUAGAAAAACCAAAACCUGAAUCUGCACGUCCAUCAAGUAUUCGUAUGUUAGAGAAAUCUGGAAGUCGACCAUCUGGACAAUCGAAACGAACAUCUGGAUUAAUUCAAAAGAAACAUAGAAGAGCUAAAUCCGCAUCUGGAUCCUCGGCAUUUGGUGUCAUUGAUUUAAAUGUUAUUGAGGAUGCUAAAAGGAAAAUAAUAGUAGAUGAUGCAAAGAGGAAAACAAUUAUUGCAAACAUUCUUGCUAAUGGGAAAUAUAAUCCAAAUGCAAAUACGAGUACUACAAUACCCUUGAAUAAACAACCGAAAACGGAUAACUCGUCAAAGGAAGUCUCUGAAAAUCAAAAUAAUAAUGACGUUGAUGAAAAGACUUGCAGUGAGAGUAGUAGCAGAUGUGAAAGUCCUGUUCGUUAUACCAAUCAUACCCACACAGUUAAUUCGGUACAGAGACUUCUGAACGAUUAG
Molecule: messenger RNA, 1248 nt
Organism: Maudiozyma saulgeensis
Lineage: Eukaryota; Fungi; Ascomycota; Saccharomycetes; Saccharomycetales; Saccharomycetaceae
Source: the annotation of a GenBank genome assembly